AUGUCCAUGUUCAAUUUAGGUGGUUUUACUCCGGCGAAUAACGCAGGAAAUGCAGCAACCCCUCAAUUUGGAUUUGGAACAUCGCUAGGAAGUUGGCCAUCAUCAUCAACAUCAUCGACCACAACUACUUUUGGUGCUCCUACUACUUCAUUAUCAUUUGGAGCUAAUCCUACAUUAGCAACAACUACAGCUAAACCAGGAUUUUCCCUUGGUAACAAUGCAGCCUCGAAUGUUCCAUUGAAUCUUUCUUUUGGCUCAACUGCAACUACAGCUGCUACAACUGCUUCUCCGUUUUCACUUGGAACUUCAGCAUUGAAUGCCAAACCUACAGCAACUCUUACUGGUACACAAUUGACAUUAGGAACAACUGCUAAUGUAACUACUUCUGCUGCUCCUGUUUCUCGUGGUCUUGGUGGUCUAGAUACAACUUCAAAUAUCAACCAAGCCCAAAAUAAAGCUGUACCUGCUCUUGAAAUGCCUGUACCUAAUGAAGUUUUACAAUUAGUCAAUAAUUUAAAAGAUUUUCUUAAGCAACAAAAAACAAUGAGCACUGAAUUGGCACGCAUGUCAUCUAAAGGUUCAAAUGAAGUCGCAGGCGAUAUAACAUUGUGUCAAAAAAAUUUACAGUUUAUAGAACAUAAUUUAGAUAAACAAAAAACAUCUGUUGAAAAGUUAAAAUAUGAAACUAAUAAGUGUUUACAAGAUUUCGAAAUUGCUCAACGUAAUCAUGACCAUCCAGCAAUGGUUCAAACAGAUAUGGAAUCUAAUAUCAAAUACUUUGCUGAGCUUAUCAAAUCAUUACAAGAGAAAGGAAACAUAUUAAAAAAUGAAAUUGAAAAUACUCAACAAUAUUUAGCAACAUUGCCUUAUAAUAACAAUGUCACAGUGGAUGAGUUGAGAAGAAUCGGGGAAAUGUAUUACAAGAAUGUAAUUGCAUUAGCUGGUCAUUUGCACGGUAUACACAAUAAAGUUCAAGUGUUAAAAGCAAGGCAUAUGUCUUUUCGAAGAGAAAUUUUAAAUGAUAGUACAAAUAUUUUUCAAUUGAAUCAAAAUCCAAGUUCAUCUAAUUUCUUUACAGCUCGUCCGGAUACUACUGGUCCUAAUCCAUUUUUAGGGUUAAAUAUAACAGCUUCAGCAGCACUUAACUUAGGAACAUUUGGAUUAGACCAGUCUGGUGUUCUUCAAAACUAA
Messenger RNA from Macrosiphum euphorbiae (potato aphid), 1191 nucleotides. Lineage: Eukaryota; Metazoa; Arthropoda; Insecta; Hemiptera; Aphididae. The record is from the annotation of a GenBank genome assembly.